Centruroides sculpturatus (bark scorpion) is the source of this 2023-nucleotide messenger RNA. RefSeq names its product nuclear factor NF-kappa-B p105 subunit-like. NCBI's taxonomy places the organism in Eukaryota, Metazoa, Arthropoda, Arachnida, Scorpiones, Buthidae. The record is from RefSeq and is a predicted model, not a curated record. The transcript is spliced from 8 exons. Bases 716 to 2023 code for a protein of 435 amino acids. Gene Ontology annotation, molecular function: protein binding.
GUGUCUAUUGAGGACCAAAAUGCAUUCAUUCCACUAAUAAAAAUCUUAAUUUCUCAAAAUAAUCUUGAUUACUUGGCUCCAUUGCAGUUUGAUAAGCCAAUUGGUUAAUUGAGAUAAUUAUUAAAUUUGCUUUAAUGUAAUCUAAAAAUGUUAUGACAUUUUUAGUUUAAGUUUAUUUUAAAAUGAGACAAUCUGAAACUGAAGUAAUCUUAAAUUCAGAGAUUAAAUUUUUAUUUAAAUAUAUCUUUAAAUCUUUCAUCUUUCAGUAUUUAAUUUUAAUCAUUGUUAAUAUCAAAAUUAAUUUCUAUAAAUUUAUAUUAACAUCAUUAUUCUUUAACUGAAGGUGGCAAUUGUAUUUCGUACACCAGCUUAUCAUAACACAGAAAUUAAAAGUGCGGUAAAAGUAUAUCUUCAGUUAUUCAGAAGUAAAGAUGGAGAAUGUAGUGAAGCAAAAGAGUUUCAUUACAAACCAGUUGAUCAUGAUAAAGAUGGUGUAGAACAGAAAAGGAAGAAACCUAAUUUUAAUCCUGGAUUUGGAGGAUUUGGCUAUCAUACUAACCAUUAUGAUCCAGGUUCCUAUCAUACUGGUCCUUCUGAUUUGGGUAAUGGAGGAGAUGAAGGAUUGCAUGGUUUCUUUGGUAAAAGUCCACCAGGAUAUCAGAGGGAAGCGAUUUUUAAAGAAGAAACUUCUGAUAGUUCUGAAUUGAUAGAUGAAAUGCAAAAUCCUGUAGAAUUUAGUCAAGAUAUCAAAAAAAUUUCUAGUCAUCAUGACGAUCCUUUAAAAAAAGACGUUUUAAGGAAAUUAAUCACUAAUUCAAGUAAAGAUUUUGAACUUCUUAAAGAUGAAAUUUUAAAGAAGACUUUUGAAUUACAAACCAUCAUAAACAAAUCAAUGAAAGAAGUAAUGCACUCACAAGAAAAGUCAAAACAUUCUUCAGACUUAUCUGAAAAUGAGAUGUAUCAUUCACUCUCCAUCUUUCAAUCAAAUAUGUCAAAAAUUAUCAAUGAUUUUUCAUCUUACCUGACUGUUAGACUUGGAAGGUUUGGAGUUAAUCCAUUUUCUUCCAUAGAUUCAAAUUUAAUACAGUUAUUAUGUGAAAAAAGAAUUCAAGAAGAAGUUAAACAUAUUUCAAGGAUAUUAGCAAAAGAAGAAGCAGAAAAUUUACAGUAUUUUUCUGCUACUGGUGAUGUAAGAGAAUUGUUAGCAGAUAAGCAUUACUUGUUAGCAGUAGGAAAUGAUGCAGGAGAUACUCCUCUUCACUUAGCCAUAUUGCAUCAACCAGAAAAUAUAAGUAUAAUUCAGAUAUUCCUUGAUAUAAUGUCAGAUAUGUGUAAUCCAAUAAAUCAUCUCAAUAAUCUCCAUCAGACAUGUUUGCAUUUAGCAGUUAGACUUUGUCCAAAAAUUAUACCAUCCCUUUUAAAACAUGGUGCUGAUCCUAAUAUUCAAGACAGAUAUGGAAAUACAUCUGUUCAAUUAGCUAUAGAAACUAACAAUGUAGAAAGUCUUUCACAUCUUCUUUGCUUUAAUAAUUAUUGCAAUUAUGAAAACAACUAUCCAAGAUUAUCUAUAUUAAAUUAUUGUGGUCAAGCAGCUUUACAUCUAGCAAUUACCAAAGGUAAUGAAUCAUGCAUUAGACUUCUUUGUCAAGCAGGAGGUGAUGUAAAUCAACAAGAAGGUACUCGAGGUAGAAGUGCUUUACAUUUGGCAAUUGAAUAUAAUCCUCAAGCAUUGGAUAUUUUGCUAAAACAGGCAAAUAUAGAGUUUGAUCUACAAGAUUAUGCUGGAAACACUGCAUUACAUUUGGCAUGUUCUCGUAAAUUAAAAGAUUCUAUCAUGAAACUAAUUAAAGAAGGAUCUAAUCCAAAUAUACUUAAUUAUGACACUUAUGGUAGCUUUGAAGAGGAUGAUGAUGAUGAAAUGAAUGAUUCAGAUACUGAUGACAAAUGUAGAGAUGAUGAUGAUGAUGAUGAUGAUCUUGGAAAAACUGCUUUUGAUCUCACAGAGGGAGACAAAGAGGUAUAA